Oreochromis aureus is the source of this 6511-nucleotide messenger RNA. It is a transcript of the gene ano8a, whose product is annotated as anoctamin 8a. The transcript has 18 exons. NCBI's taxonomy places the organism in Eukaryota, Metazoa, Chordata, Actinopteri, Cichliformes, Cichlidae. Gene Ontology annotation, biological process: chloride transmembrane transport. Gene Ontology annotation, molecular function: chloride channel activity. Gene Ontology annotation, cellular component: plasma membrane. Bases 117 to 3374 code for a protein of 1085 amino acids. The record is from RefSeq and is a predicted model, not a curated record.
CAUACAUUAGGGUUUCCCUUUGCACGCAACAGCCAUGAAAUAAACGAAAAAAUCAGAGUCCUCCGUGCGGUGCAGUCUUCCAGCCAAUUCACCAACUGGAGUAUUUGUGCACCACCAUGCAAGCGGCGGGCACCGCGGCAGCUGAUGCCGAUGCUACUGUAAACAGUGGCAGCAGCAGCAGCGCCGCAGACAUAAGCGACAGAGACGGGGCAGGGGAGAGGAUGGAGAGGACGGUGCCAAGCGAACAGCAGCAGGACAGGACCAACAACCAGCAGCAGCAUCAACAGACGUCCUCAACCCCGUCUGGAGUGCUGGAUAAACUGUUUGGGAAGCGACUUCUGCAAGCCAGGCACUUUAUUAUGUCACGGAAGUCCUGGUUAAAGAUGGUUCCCACAGAGAACUGUGAUAUACUGAUGACAUUCCCAGAUACAAUAGAUGACCACACUCUGCUGUGGCUCCUGAAUCAGAUUCGGGUUGGAAUCCCACAAGUCAGCAUCCAGGUUCGACAGCAUAAACACACCCAGGCAAACGCCUUCUUCAUCACAACAACGUUCGAGAACUUACUGCGAGGAGCGGAGCAGAUGGGCAUGCACAAGAACGUUAAACCACAGUUUGGUGGUGGCAUGCGGCGCUUUUCCUGUGAGGAGGACAACAUCUAUGAGAACAUUGAGAGCGAGCUCUGCUUUUUUACCUCUCAGGAGCGUCAGAGCAUCAUUAAGUACUGGCUUGAUAACCUGCGAGCCAAGCAGGGGGAGGUCCUUCACAACAUUCACUUCCUGGAGGGACAGCCAAUCAUUCCAGAGCUGAUAGCUCGGGGGGUGAUCCAGCAAAUGUUUCCUCUUCAUGAGCAGAGGAUACUGAAUCAGCUGAUGACAUCUUGGGUCCAGGCUGUAUGUGAGAGGCAGCCCCUUGAUGACAUCUGUGACUACUUUGGAGUGAAGAUUGCUAUGUAUUUUGCUUGGCUGGGUUUCUACACCAACUCCAUGCUUUAUCCUGCUGUCAUUGGCUUUCUCCUCUGGAUACUAGCAGAGGCUGACCAGACCAGUCAGGAUAUCUGCUGUGUGGUUUUUGCCCUCUUCAACGUUGUGUGGGCGACUUUGUUUCUGGAGCGCUGGAAGAGGCGAGAGGCAGAGCUGGCUUACAGGUGGGGCACUCUGGAUACCCCCACCGAGUCCUUAGAGGAGCCCAGACCUCAGUUCAGGGGAGUGAAGCGUUGCAGUCCUAUAACUGGCUGUGAGGAGUUCUACUAUCCGCCCUGGAAGAGAGCUCUGUUCAGAUGGCUGGUCAGCCUGCCCAUCUGCCUCCUCUGUCUCUGCUUCGUCUUCCUCGCCAUGCUCCUCUGCCUGGAACUGCAGGAAGUGGUGAUGGAGAUUCAGGAGCUGCCUAGUAUUACAAGAUUCAUUCCGAAGAUACUUCUGGCCAUGACAGUAACUGUAUGUGAUGAAGUGUAUAAGAAGAUCGCCUACUGGCUCAAUGACAUGGAAAACUACAGACUCCAGAGUGCCUAUGAGAAUAAUCUCAUCAUCAAGAUGGUUUUUUUUGAAUUCAUCAAUUCUUACCUUAGCCUUUUCUACAUUGGAUUCUACCUCAAGGACAUGGAGCGACUGAAGGAGAUGCUAGCUACUCUACUGAUUUUCCGCCAGUUCCUACAGAACAUCAAAGAGGUCCUUCAGCCUUACCUGUAUGAGCAAAACAAGCUCGGUGUAUUCACCCCAAAGGUGCUGUGGGAGCUUCUCCAAGCCAUCGUGCUAAAAUAUGGCCGCCUGGCUCUGGGAAAGGCUCAAGCUUCAAUGACAUCCUAUUCCUUUCUGAGUCCCAGAGGAAUUCCUGUCAGUCACAGUGCAAACGGUAACCCAGAGCCAAAGAGAAGAGGGGAUCUGAAAGCAGGAUUCAGGCUGACAGAGGAAGAGUGGGACAUGACCGACAGUGCCAUGAAGCAACGUAAAGUCAGCUUCACCGAGAAGGUCGACUACCAGGAUGUCACAACGGACACGCAGGCAGCGGAUGACAGCUCCCUAGAGGACAGUCCCACGCUGGUGGAGGAGGGCAUGGAUCCUUCCAGUAUUUUUGAUAGCUGCGAUGAGGACAGUGAUUAUGAAGUGCUGCCUCAACAGGACACCAAAGAGAAUACCACCAUGCCCUCUGUCUGUCAGAGAAGAAGGAAUGUGGGGGAGGGCAAUGAUGACAAGAAAUCAUGGAUCGAUCCACCGGAAGAGCCAAAAGCUGUCACUCUGACCCAGGCCGAGAUUGAGAGUUGUAUGCAGACAUACGAGGACACACUUCAGGACUACCAGGAGAUGUUCAUUCAGUUUGGUUACGUGGUGCUUUUCUCUUCUGCGUUUCCGCUGGCGGCCAUGUGCGCCCUUAUCAACAACAUCAUCGAAAUACGCAGCGAUGCCCUGAAGCUCUGUACCGGUCUGCAGAGACCGUUUGGGCAGAGGGUGGAGAACAUAGGACAAUGGCAGACUGCGAUGGAGGCCAUGGGCUUGAUAGCCAUUAUAGUUAACUGCUACCUGAUUGGUCAGUGCGGGCAGCUUCAGCGUCUGUUCCCCUGGCUUAGUCCUGAAAUGACCAUCAUCUCCAUCGUCUUGUUGGAGCACUUUGCAAUCCUCCUAAAGUACAUCAUCCAUGUUGCCAUCCCUGAUAUCCCUGGCUGGGUUGCAGAAGAGAUGGCCAAACUAGAGUACCGACGAAGGGAAGCUUUCAAGAAGCAUGAGCUGCAGGCCCAACAACACUUCCAGCAGCAGCUCAGGCGCAGGCGUGAAGAAGAAGAGCUUCAGCGUCAUGCUGAGCUGCAGGCAGAAGCCCGUCAGGAGAGCGACUGCCAUAAGGCAGACACCCAGCACCAGCAUCACCAUGACAAAACACAAGGAAGUAAGCCAGGGGACAAGCCCAAGAGACCAAGCUCUCUGCUGGGAAACAACAAUGUGAUGAAGCUUAAGCAGAUCAUUCCUCUCCAGGGGAAGUUCUCCUCCGGCACAUCACGGUCCCCGGCUCAGUCCCCAACGGGAGGCGAAGCAAAGCUUCCAGGAUUUCUGAAGUUCUUGAAGUCACCUGAGGUGAAAAAAGAGCCAGCAGUGGCAGUUGGAGCCACGCAGGGGUCAACAGUGACCUCUUCAGUUCCCCCUAGUGGCCAGGAGAGGUCACAAUCCCCCAACCGGACAUUCAGUCCUGGGAAGCUGUUCAGCUUCAGCAAGUCAGAGGGUACUGUGGUGUGCGCAAAUGGGACACAGCUGACCACCCAGGCUGCUAACACUCAACCCAAUAGGGUUGAGUUAAACACAUCCUCAGAGGAAUUACCCUCGAAUGAGUCAGAUAAAGGUGAAUCGAAACAACUGACUGAUUUAGAAAGCUCCAACUCAAAGACUCAAUAAAUGAUCAACCAAACCAGUGUAUUAUUAUAAAGUGGAGAGCAGCAUACAAGUGACAUUGAUGCACCUGCACUGUAGGAGAACAUUAGUCAUGACGACCACAUGUAAAGUCAGCGAGGAUUAGACUUUCACACUUCAUGCAACUUACUUCUCACAAAACGUUAAACUGUAUCUAUUAACACUCAACUAUCUAACUUCCAUGUAAAAAAUGUACAGUAAUCAUAACUCCUUGAGUGGAGCUUGAGUAACCUUUAAUUAAGGUUCAAUUACUGCAUGAGCGGUUUUCAACAGCACCAGAACACACUGUAUUGAUGUGAAGGAUCGUUUCCCCCCCCCCUCAAUUUCCAGGACUUUAUCACCAAUGAGCCCUUUUGUCAGAGGUCAUGAGCAGCAACUUCCCAUUCUGCAUUUAUUUCUCCUUCAUUUUGAUGCCUGUAUAAAAUGCAUGUUGCAUUAUGUGCAUGCAUUACUUCUCCAUCGUGUCUUUUUAGUUGUGAAGCACUUUCAAAGCCAUUGUAUUCCUCCGCAAUAGGUCAGAUUUAUUCACUGUGACCAUAAAAAAUAUUCUAUUUUUCUUAACUUUGAUUUUCUAUGAAUUAUUUUACUACAUAAAUUAGCGAAUGUACUUCCUUGAUGCAAAUAAAUCUCACUUUAAUAAACGCCCAUCGAGAAAUAAAACACUCACUGUAUGACUGACCGCACUGCUGGAUCGAUUUCUUUGCUGGAUGUAGGGCUUGAAUUAAAACGCUCAUAUACAUUCAGAGGCCAGUUUAUUAGGUAUACCUGUUCAGCCAUGCAGACAUAGUCCAGAGUUCAAAGUUCAAACUAAGCAUCAGAAUGGGAAAGGAAGGAACACAUGGAUGUUGGUGCUAGAGAGGUUGGUCUGAGUAUUUUGGAAACUGAGCUGAUAGGUAGACAACAGUAACUCAAAUUAUCAGGAUCUCUGAAUGCACAACAUAUCAAACCUUGAAGCAGAUGGGCUUCACAGCAGAAGACCAAAGCGGGUGUGAUUGUUGUCAAGAAAAGAACAGGAAAGUGAGGCUACAAUUUGCAAAGUUUAACCAAAACUGGACAAUAGAAUAUUUGAGCAAUUUCCCAUUUGCAAUAAUUGUGUGAUCCUAUCAUGUCAAUAUGGACGAAAAUCUCUGAAAAAUGCUUCCAGCCCCUUGUUGGAUCUAUGCUGUGGAGAAUUCAGGCAUUUCUGAGGGUACAAGUGGGUCCAACCAAUUAUUAAAAGAACUGUACUUAAUUAAGUGGUCAUUGGUGUAUUCUCUUAUAUAAACAUGGUAUUAAAAGGUAUAGCUUUCAGGUGCCGAGCUAUAAAAAAAAUAAACAAUGUUUAAAGUGUUGUAUAUUACCUGCAUAUUUGCACAUGCAAUCAGAAAGAAGGAUCUUUCUUCAGUUUCACCCCAAGACUGGCUGCUGAUUACAGAGUUAUCAUCUUUACUGCAUGUCACAGAGCAAUCUAUACAAGAACAUCCAAAACUGACAAUACAACUAUACAAUCAACUCAAAGCAAAACAACAAACUUAAUCAAGUGAUGGAAUACAAACCAUAAGACAUCAGAAGAAAUGGGUGACUCUUUUAUAUGAAGCUAAAGAAAAUACACUGCCUCUUUCAGGUUUAAAGUAGUACAUGUGAAAUCUACGUGUACUCUCGUUCCACUGACCUGCACAAGCAAGAAAGUGAACAUUCAUGAGUCAGCCACACUGAUAAAACCUCUGAAAGAUGAAAAACACAACAUCUUCUGCAACGUCCUGCUGGAAACCUUGCGCAUUCGUCUGGAUGUUACUAUCACCCACUUUCUCUUAAAUAAAGUGGGCGUUUAAACAAAGUACAUAAGUGGAUUAAGGACAGCACUUGCUUCUGGCCAAACAUCAAACUGCCCAGGAACAGCUCAAGCAACACAAAGAGCCCAAAGCACUGACCCAUCCCUUAAAUUCCACACACUCAAAGCUGUUGCACGAGGGGAGAUCGACAUGACAUAAGGUCAGUUUUAAUUUUGUGGCUGGCUCGUGUACACUGUAGCAGGUUAAACUUUUCAAAAGUAUUUCUUUCAUAAGGUGCAAAAACUCAACAAAUUAGUUAAAUGCUUUUGUUUCAUUUACACAAACUCCCUACAGCAUAAAAGUUGUCUUAACAAUGUGAGGAUAACUACAGCUAGCUUGGGAAAGAAAAUUGGAGUGAGUCUUGUUACCUGAUAAAAAGGUGAGGGCAAUCACAAUACACAUACUGUACAAAUAUACAAGAUUUGCAGAGCCUUGGGAGCAGCUUCACUCUUUGCAAUGUAUGUACUGAACCUUGUUGAUCCAAAAAUAUUUCCUCAACAUGGCUCAAAUGACUGACGUGUUUAAGCACACGAGAACAGCACAUUUACAGCUAGGAUGCUCAGUAGUCCCCCCAAAACAACAGUAUGGCUAAAGUGUAAAUUUACACAUAUUAUUCAGUAAAAUACUGUGCUGAUGGCGCCAUUACAAAGAUCCAACUGCUGAAGUAUUAAGAAGCUGAGAUUUUAGCUACAAAAUAUGUACAAGUAAAAAUUGCAUCCUCUAGUAUAAAUAUUGGCUUGGAUGUUUUCUUACACCAAAGUCCAUCCAACUCUGCAGUGCUUAAUCUUCCUGAAACACAAUGUAAACCAAGGGGCACCCUAAGACGCAAGUGGAAACACACUCACUUCCACAUAAGGCAAUAAGUCAUUAUAGUUAUUAUUCAUCGGGAGAAAACAAACAUUUCUCGAUCACUCGUCUUGUUUCUGCAACGCAGCUCACAAAAACAAACCCUGAAUCUAACGUUAAACCUAAACCACUAUUAAAAUAAUUAUUUCCACUUAUUGUAAUGGCAGUAAUCUUUAAAAAGAUUACCUAAAAUGACAUAUGAACAAUUUCUGUCGUUACUUAAUUCAAAAAUUUAAGUUCCUGAUUGAAAAAUAUCCACAAGGUCAUCUCACAGCACAUGCACAUUUCAGAUAUGUGUGAAUUACUGCAACUGUAAACCUUUAAAGGGUCAGGCCAAAAGCUUCUUCUUUUUUUUUUUAAAUCCCUGGCAUCUUUAAAGAAAAACUACAUGGGUGUAAGUGGAAUAAAACCACAGGGACUGGGCAAUAAGGAGGUAGAUGUUUGAUCAUUUUAAGACUACUAUGA